Molecule: messenger RNA, 2313 nt
Organism: Magnusiomyces paraingens
Lineage: Eukaryota; Fungi; Ascomycota; Dipodascomycetes; Dipodascales; Dipodascaceae
Exons: 1
Coding region: 1-2313 (770 amino acids)
Biological process (GO): COPII-coated vesicle cargo loading; intracellular protein transport; endoplasmic reticulum to Golgi vesicle-mediated transport
Cellular component (GO): COPII vesicle coat; endoplasmic reticulum exit site
Molecular function (GO): zinc ion binding; GTPase activator activity
Source: RefSeq, a predicted model, not a curated record
AUGCAGGCCGAAUUUGAGAACGCAGAGGAGAUUGACGGAGUCAGAUUUUCCUGGAACUCCUUCCCCAACACCAAGAUUGAGGCCUCGCGUACAGUCAUUCCCAUUGCGUCUCUUUACACGCCUUUGCGCGAAAAACCCGACCUCCCUAUCCUCCAGUACGACCCAAUCACUUGCAAGAAUCCUUGCCGAGCCGUCCUCAACCCUUACUGCCAGCUUGAUCUUCGCUCCCGUGUCUGGGUUUGCCCGUUCUGUCUUAGCCGGAACCAGCUGCCUCCUCAUUAUAAGGAAAUUUCACAGGCUUCUCUCCCGCAUGAACUGCUCCCAACAAGCACCACCAUUGAAUACGUGCUUUCGCGCCCAGCUGCUGUCCCUCCAAUCUUUUUGUUUGUAGUCGACACUUGCCAGGAUAAUGAGAAUCUCCAGGCUUUGAAGGACACUCUUAUCGUUUCCCUUUCCCUUAUUCCUCCCAAUGCCUUGGUUGGUCUCAUCACUUUUGGCUCCAUGGUCUUUCUCCACGAGCUUGGUUACACUGAGUGCAGUAAGCUCCAUGUUUUCCGUGGCGACAAGGAAGUCACCCCCAAGGAUCUUCAGUCCAAACUCGGUCUUAACCCUCACCCAAUUUCUAUGGCUCCUGGCCACCAAGCUGCCCAGAACCCGGCCGCCGCCAUCCUUCAACAAGGCUACUCACGUUUCCUCCAGCCUGUACAAGAAUGCGAGUUCCAGCUCACAAACCUUAUUGAAAAGAUUCAAAAGGACAUGUGGCUUGUUCCCAAUGACCAGCGUCACACCCGUUGCACUGGUUCAGCUCUUUCUGUCGCCAUCAGUCUCCUCGAGCAUAACUUCCCUGGAACUGGCGCUCGCGUCAUGCUUUUUGCUGCUGGCCCUCCCACAAAGGGCCCCGGUUUGGUUGUUUCCACCGAUUUGAAGGAGCGUCUUCGUUCUCACCACAAUAUUGCCAAUCAAACAGCUCCUCAUUUUGAUAAGGCUGUCAAGUUUUACGAAGGUCUUGCUAAGCGCGCUUCUUCUAAUGGCCAUGCUGUCGAUUUGUGUGUUGGCUGCUACGACCAGGUUGGUCUUCAAGAAAUGAGUUCCCUCUCAAACUCUACUGGUGGUGUCAUGAUUCUUUCUGAUGCUUUCACCACUUCUAUUUUUAAGCAGAGUGUUCAGCGUAUUUUCGCCAAGGACUCGAACGGCUUUUUGCAAAUGGGCUUCAAUGCCUCCAUGGACGUUCAUACCACAAAGGAACUUAAAAUCACCGGUUUUAUUGGUCAUGGCGUGUCUCUUAAUAAGCGCUCUGCCUGCGUUUCUGAUACAGAGAUUGGCAUCGGACGAACUUCAGCAUGGAAGAUGAGCUCUAUCACACCUGCUCAUACAUACGCCACUUAUUUUGAGAUUGUCUCUCAAGGUGGCACUAACAAUGCUACUCCGCAUAAGAGCAAUCAACGUGCCCUCAUCCAAUACAUUACUCAUUAUCAGCAUUCUAGUGGCACACUUCGUCUUAGAGUUACAACACUUGCUCGUGCUCUUGUUUCUGGUGGAUCGCCAGAUGUUGCUCUUUCCUUUGAUCAGGAAGCAGCUGCUGUCGUUAUGGCCCGGAUAGCUGUUUACAAGGCUGAGAUGGAAGGUUCUCCCGAUAUUUUACGUUGGAUUGAUCGUACUCUCAUCAAUCUAUGUCAAAAGUUUGCCGAUUACCGCAAGGGUGAUCCAUCAACUUUCUGUCUUUUGGGUAACUUUAGCUUAUACCCACAGUUUAUGUACCACUUGCGACGGUCACAAUUCUUACAGGUGUUUAACAACUCUCCUGAUGAGACAGCCUUUUACAGACACUGCUUGAACAGAGAGGAUUUGACAAACUCCCUGAUUAUGAUUCAGCCCACCCUGAUUUCAUUCACAUUUGGUCGCCCACCAGAGCCUGUCCUUUUGGAUUCGGUUUCUAUAAAACCCGAUGCCAUUUUGUUGCUCGAUACAUUUUUCCACAUUUUGAUUUUCCAUGGUGAAAACAUUGCCCAAUGGCGUAAGGCUGGUUUCCAAGACCAGGACAACCAUGCCAACUUUAGAGAGCUUCUCGCCGCACCACGCAAGGAGGCCUCUGAGCUUCUUAUUGAUAGAUUCCCACUUCCCCGCUUCAUCGAUACUGAUGCUGGUGGCUCGCAGGCCCGUUUCUUACUGUCGAGACUUAAUCCUUCGGCUACUCCUAAGAAUGCUGAAACUUAUGGCGGUUUUAGUGCUGGUACCACUGUUGUUUUGACUGAUGAUGUUUCCCUGCAGACUUUUAUGGAGCAUUUGCAGCAAACUGUCGUUUUGGCUAAUUAG